Molecule: messenger RNA, 804 nt
Organism: Alternaria novae-zelandiae
Lineage: Eukaryota; Fungi; Ascomycota; Dothideomycetes; Pleosporales; Pleosporaceae
Exons: 1
Coding region: 1-804 (267 amino acids)
Source: RefSeq, a predicted model, not a curated record
AUGCAUCUCCCAUCACAGAAACUCCAGCUCCGCCCUAAACUUACCGCUGUUCUACAACACUCAAGCAAGAAUUCCACUUCCAAGACCCCUGAAGCUUCAGCACCAACGAAGCCAGCUAGCAGUAUCAACAUCAAAGACAAGCGCAACAUCAAGAUUGGCAUCGUCGCCCUCCGUACUGUCAGCAAAUGGACCGAUAAAGCUGCACUGACGCUCGAGAAGCUCGAGGGCCAAGAAGCGUCGAAGCACUGCCAAGAUCGCCAGGCGCGCUUGUUCGCAGAAGACGGCAGUAAAGGGUACGGAAAGCAAGUCCAAGAUACUGGGGUAUGGAGAGAGACCGUGGUAUACCCGGUACCUGCCCAGGUUGAUAGUGCUAGGGGGAUCGAAGCACACGAACAGCCAAGAGUGUACAGAGCACCAGCACCUGCCAGCCAAGGAGAAAGUCACAUUGUGGCCAGCGCUGUCGAAGUACCUCUCAUUCAGACUCAUCAUGCGCAUGUCUUGGCUUCCGUUGAGGAGUACUAUGACGAAAGUAGUGAUGACGAAGACGAAGGCAAUACCUCUAGGCAGAUCGGUCUCAACAGCUCCACAGACGUUGACGCAGAUGAAGACACCGAUGAGGAAGAUACUUCAGACGAUUCUAGCGAUGAUGUGAAGGAGGAUGACAGCGACAACGAGAAGGAAAGCGACGAAGAAAGCGAUGACGACUCGGAUAGCGAGGCGCAUGAUAGCUCUGAUGAUGCUGAGUCUUCCGACGAGGAGGAAUUGAAGGCGAAGCAUCCGACCAUUGUGGGUAUCAAGAAGUAA